UGGUGUGGUCUUAUUCCAGCUGGUCAGUCCUGGAGCAGCACUGCCAGGAGAUCUGCCUGUUUCCCUCUGCUGGCUCCCUCGCUGCAGUCUGCUGUCACCAUGUGGAGGGGCUUUUCACUGGCCUGCCUACUGCUCUGUACCUGCCAGGCGUCCACACCACCGCUCUUUAUGGUGACAUUUCCUGAGAUGAUCAUUGAAGGCAUUGAGUCCAAACUGUGUGCCACCCUUCUCCACCCCAACGAGACCCUGCGUCUGUCUGUCUCGCUGGUCUCCGGGCAGGACAGGAGGUUGCUGCUGGAGGAGACCACAGCACAGGGCUUCUACCGCUGUGAGCACUUCCAGGGUCCGCUAGUGCCCUCUGACUCGAUGGAGGUGGUGGAGGUACAGCUGCAAGGCGAGAGCUUCACGAUGGAGAAGCGCAGUGAGGUCCACUUCCGUCCCUCUCGCUCCCUCAUCUUCAUUCAGACUGACAAACCCAUCUACAAACCAGGACAGACAGUGCAUUUCCGGAUUGUUUCUCUGAAUGAGAACUUUGUUCCUGUCAAUGAUGUGUACGACGUUGUGGAGCUGAGGGACCCGGCACGCAACAGGAUCAGUCAGUGGCUCGAACAAACAUCCAAUGGGAGCAUCUUGCAGCUGUCGCUCCCCUUGAAUCCAGAAGCCCGACUAGGCACAUAUACCCUGGCAGUCUUGGAAAAAGGAAGCACACGAGUUUCCCAACACUUCAAAGUCAAGGAGUUUGUCCUGCCCAAAUUUGAAGUCGAGACUCAUCUUCCGGACUCGAUCUUCAUUUUGGACACUGAAGUCACGGCUAAAAUCUGCGGCAAGUACACAUAUGGGAAGCCAGUGUCUGGCACAGCAAAGCUGGAAUUGUGCCGGAAACGUAGUCAAUAUCAACAUGACGUUAUCGAUAAUGUGACAAUCUGCCGCACAGUAAUUGAUGAGACGGACAAGACCGGCUGUUUCUCCUACACCUUCAACGUGACAGAGUUUAUGCAGAAUGAAGGGCAGCUCGAGAACAGGCUUCGCUUGUACGGUGAGCUAGAGGAACACGGAACAGGAGUGGUACGGAGAGGAGGUGUUGACACACGCUUCACCCACCUGUUGGGAAAGGUUGAGUUCCUGGAUACCGCCAAGCACUAUGAGCAGGGGAUCCCCCUACAGGGCAAAAUUAGAGUGGUGCGGCAUGACUCAUCUCCUGUUGCCAAUCACAGAGUCUAUGUAACCAGUGAACGUUCCUGGCCACAUGAAAUUCUACUGAAUGAUACCACUGACAGCCAAGGGAUCGUUCACUUCUCUUUCAACACUUCGCAGUGGACACGUUCAACAAUAUGGCUGGAGGCUAAAUCCUCUACAAGCCCUCAAGACCUUUGGGCUCCCGGGUACGAGAAAGGCAGCCACUCUGUCACACGCAGUGAUAAACCAAGUAGCAGCUUUAUCUCCAUCCAGAAGAUUGAUCAGACACUACAAUGUGGGACACAAGUGGCCAUCAGAGCCCAAUAUUCUUUCUUUCAGAAAGACAUUGAGGCAGAUGUCGGAUCCAUUGACUUUUACUACCUGGUGGUUUCCAGAGGAGCCAUUUCAAUCAGUGGACACAUGGUGGAGCCCCUGCUGGCAGGUUCAGUGAAAGAAGGGGAGGUGUCCUUCAUCCUGCCUGUGAGCCAUGAGUUGUCCCCGCAGGCUCAUGUCCUGGUAUAUGCUGUCCUGCCCAAUGAGAGAGUCCUCGCACACAGCUCAGACUUCCAGGUGGAAAAAUGUUUCAGACACAAGGUGUCCCUGAAGUUUGCGUCCCCUCAGUCUGUCCCAGGAGCUGACACUGCUGUGCACCUGAGUGCCCAUCCUGGGUCACUAUGUGCCCUGAAGGCCAUUGACCGCAGUGUGCUACUGGUGGAGCCAGAGCAAGAGCUGACUGCAAAAAUCUAUGAUUCACAGCCUAUAAUUGCGGUCACCUAUAAUAACCCCUACUAUUACGACAAGCCCAAAGACUGCCUGCCGGUGAGAGUGAAGAAACGUUCUUAUAUAAUACACGACCUGGAUUCACAGAGGAAUGCUAAAACCACUUUCAAUCACCUGAGGAUCAGGACUAUCACUAAUAUGUUUCUGCAAAAGCCUGACUGCCUGCUAUUCAAGGGAUGGACUUUCUAUAACCAACAAUAUAGAGAGUAUGGUUGGCAUGGUGGUAGACUUUUAUCACCUUCAAUAGAAAGACUCAUGAUGAGCCCUCAGCCAAUCCCAGUUGUGGAGACGGUCAGAACAUUCUUCCCUGAGACCUGGCUCUGGGACCUUGUCCCAGUUGGGGAGUCUGGCUCAGCGCAGGUUCCAGUCACUGUGCCUGACACCAUCACUACAUGGGAGGCUGGGGCGUUCUGCUUGUCCCCAAUAGGACUGGGCCUGGCCCCCUCUGUCAGGCUCACCACCUUCCAGCCCUUCUUCGUGGAGCUCACCCUGCCCUACUCCAUCAUCAGGGGAGAGCGGUUCGAGCUCAAGGCCACCGUCUUCAACUACAUGUCCAAGUGCAUCAUGGUAAAAGUGAGUCCAGCCCCAUCCUCUGACUUCACUCUGGAGCCCUGCCCAGGGUGCGAGUAUAGUUCCUGCCUGUGUGCCAGCCAAGGAAAGACCUUCCGCUGGACCCUGGUAGCCUCUGUCCUGGGUGCUGUGAAUGUGUCUGUGAGUGCAGAGGCAGUUCAGACAGAGAUGAUCUGUGACAACGAAGUGGUGUCGGUGCCUGAGCAAGGACGCAUCGACACAGUCAUACAGACUCUGCUGGUGGAGGCUGAAGGAACAGAAAAGACUAUCAGUUACAACUGGCUGCUGUGUCCAAAAGGCAGCCUGGUGAAGGAGGAGGUCCAGCUCCAGCUACCAGAAGACAUUGUGGAGGGAUCAGCCAGGGCCUCACUCUCUGUUCUGGGAGACCUGUUGGGCCGGGCCCUACAGAACCUGGACCGACUCCUAGCCAUGCCCUACGGCUGUGGAGAGCAGAACAUGGUGCUAUUUGCCCCUAACAUCUACAUCCUAAAGUACCUGGAGAGCACAGGUCAACUCACACAGGAGAUCAGGAACAGAGCCACAGAGUUCCUGAAGAGCGGCUACCAGAGGCAGCUCAACUACAUGCGCUUUGAUGGCUCCUACAGUGCCUUUGGGAACAGUGAUGAUUCUGGAAACACAUGGCUGACUGCCUUUGUGAUGAAGUCCUUUGGCGGAGCCCAGUCCUAUAUCUACAUUGACCCCAACAUCAUCUCCAGCACCAUGAACUGGCUCACCCGUCACCAGCAGCCCAAUGGUUGCUUCCAAAGUGUGGGCAGGCUCUUUAACAACAGGAUGAAGGGAGGUGUGAGCGAUGAGGUGACCCUUACUGCCUACGUCUCUGCAGCCAUGCUGGAGCUCAACAUGUCUAGGACAGACCAGGUCUUGAACAGCAGCCUUUCCUGCCUGCGCUCUGCCACCCAGAACCUGACCAAUAUCUACACUGCAGCCCUGCUGUUCUACACCUUCACUCUGGCCAGGGACGAGGACACCAGAGCACAACUAUGGACCGAACUAGAAACUCUGGCCAGCAGAGAGGGAGAUACUCUGCACUGGCCUCAGUCGGCCUCGGAGGGUUCGGAUUCCUUGUCAGUAGAGAUGAGCUCCUAUGUGCUGCUGGCUCUUCUUAGUCACCCACCGCUGUCUGCCUCAGACCUGGGCCGGGCCUCCAAGAUUGUUAGCUGGCUGACCAAGCAGCAGAACUCCUAUGGAGGGUUCUCUUCCACACAGGACACUGUAGUGGCUCUUCAGGCACUCUCUCUCUAUGGGGCGGAGGCUUUCAGCAAAGAGGUCUCCAGCCAAGUGACAGCGCAGUCCACAGAGGGGGACCUCCACCAGUUUACUGUGGACUCCAGCAACAGCCUGCUGUACCAGGAGAGGGCACUGCGAGAUGUCCCAGGGAAGUACAGUGUUGAGGUGCAGGGCACAGGCUGCAUGUCGAUCCAGGUGGCUCUCCACUACAACAUCCCUCCUCCUCCUGACUUCUCCACCUUCCAAAUUGCAGCAGAGUCACAGAUGACAUGUGACAGUGGCACGAGGAGCAGGCCACUCACUGCUGUCGUCAAUGUGAGCUACAAGGGCCAGAGAGAGAGCACCAACAUGGUGAUUGUGAACGUCAAGCUCCUGUCUGGGUUUGUCUUUGACAAAGACACUCUGAAUGAGUUAAAAGGAGCCCCGUAUGUGAAGCGUGUUGACACUGAAGAUGGUCACGUGAUCGUGUAUCUAGAUGGGCUUCAUAGAGAAAAGUCUCAACAGUACAGAUUCAGAAUGAUCCAGGAGCACCCAGUGAAGGGACUCAAACCAGCUGUGGUCAAGAUCUACGACUACUACCAGACAAGUGAGCAGGCUACAUCAGAAUACACCUAUCCAUGCCCUGAAGAAGAUCAUGAGACCAACCAGAUUUGAGAAGGAGCUCCAGGAGACUGCCUCUGGAAGGGUAAAGAAACAGAUGUGUCCAAAGCAUCAGAGCACAAACCACAAAAGGAUCAGAAUUUUACACGACCCGGCAAGACUGCUUGAGCUACGAUCUUCAGUUCAUGUUUUCGUUAAAAGGAAAAAACUGACCUUGUCUCCUGGGGCUGUACAUUUGUCCUACGAGCAGUGGACAUUGAAGAGCUCUCUGAAAAUGCCAACGGGCACCCAUUAAUCUGAAAACUCUUUAUGCUUUUUUCUGUUUUCCUCUAUUUUGGUAUCAAUUUCUAAUGAAAAAUAAAUUAUAAUCUAGUCAUGCAUUGCA
This is a messenger RNA of Lepisosteus oculatus (spotted gar), 4759 nucleotides long. RefSeq names its product alpha-2-macroglobulin-like. The record is from RefSeq and is a predicted model, not a curated record. NCBI's taxonomy places the organism in Eukaryota, Metazoa, Chordata, Actinopteri, Semionotiformes, Lepisosteidae. Gene Ontology annotation, molecular function: endopeptidase inhibitor activity. Gene Ontology annotation, cellular component: extracellular region.